Molecule: messenger RNA, 1933 nt
Organism: Macrobrachium nipponense
Lineage: Eukaryota; Metazoa; Arthropoda; Malacostraca; Decapoda; Palaemonidae
Product: protein disulfide-isomerase A3-like
Exons: 10
Coding region: 76-1524 (482 amino acids)
Biological process (GO): response to endoplasmic reticulum stress; protein folding
Cellular component (GO): endoplasmic reticulum
Molecular function (GO): protein disulfide isomerase activity
Source: RefSeq, a predicted model, not a curated record
AACACAACUCCCUUGCCGGCAUUUAAACAGUUACAGUAGGGAGACGUCCGCCAAAGGGAUCGCUUAACGUGCGAAAUGUUAACUAAGUUGUUUGUUGUUUUUGCCAUAUUGGCGGUGACUUUAGGUGACGACGUCCAACAGUUUAACGAUGCAGACUUCGACGGGAAAGUAGCCAGCUAUGAAACUGUUCUGGUGAUGUUCUACGCCCCGUGGUGUGGACACUGCAAGAGACUAAAACCAGAGUUUGAAAAGGCUGCUCCAACAUUGAAGGCAAAUGAUCCUUCAGUUAUAUUGGCAAAGGUUGAUUGUACUGAUGAUGGUAAAGAUACUUGUGGAAGGUUUGGAGUUUCUGGGUACCCCACUCUCAAGAUUUUCAAGGGUGGUGACCUCUCUGCAGAUUACAAUGGUCCCAGAGAUGCUAGUGGCAUCAUUAAGUACAUGAGAUCGCAGGUUGGUCCAGCAUCUAAGGAAUUGACUUCAGUUGAAACUGCUGAAGCCUUCCUAUCAAGUCAAGAAGUAGGGAUAGUUUACUUCGGAGGAGAAUCAAAACUUAAAGAUGCCUUCAUGAAAGCAGCUGACAAAAUGAGAGAAAGUGUUAGAUUUGGCCAUUCACUAACUGCUGCAGUCAAUGAUCAUUAUGGAAAGCAAGACGUUAUUGUUUUGUUCAGGCCAAAACAUCUUAGCAAUAAGUUUGAGCCUGAUAGUGUCACUUAUGAAGGAUCUGCAGACAAAGUGGAAAUUGAAUCAUUCAUUAAAAAGAACUACCAUGGAUUGGCAGGUCAUCGCACUCCAGACACUACUCAGGAUUUCCGCCAGCCUCUAGUUGUUGCUUACUACAAUGUGGAUUACAUCAAGAACACAAAGGGAACAAAUUACUGGCGUAACCGUGUUCUGAAGGUGGCCUUAAAGUUUGCUGAUGACUUUACUUUUGCUGUAGCAAAUAAAGAUGACUUCCAGCAUGAAAUAGAGGAAUAUGGAGUGGAUUUUGUUGCUGGGGACAAGCCAGUCAUCUGUGCACGUAAUGCUAAGUCACAAAAGUUUGUGAUGGCUGAAGAAUUUUCGAUGGAAACUUUUGAAGCAUUCCUUGUUAAGUUGAAAGCUGGAGAGUUAGAACCAUACCUCAAAUCUGAACCAAUUCCAGAUCAGACAGGCCCAGUGAAAGUAGCUGUUGGCAAAAACUUUGAUGAACUUGUUACCAACAAUGAUAAAGAUAUAUUGAUUGAAUUCUAUGCACCAUGGUGUGGACACUGCAAAAAAUUGGCCCCUACAUAUGAUGAGCUAGGAGAAAAGAUGGCAGAAGAAAAUGUAGAUAUUAUUAAAAUGGACGCCACUGCCAAUGAUGUCCCGAGCUCAUUCCAUGUACAAGGUUUCCCAACAAUUUUCUGGAGGCCCAAGGGUGGAUCACCUGUCAAUUAUAAUGGUGGUCGAGAACUUGACGACUUCAUCAAAUAUAUUGCCAAGGAAGCCAGCGAGGAGCUUAAAGGAUAUGACCGUAAGGGUAAAGCCAAGAAGUCAGAGCUUUAAAUUAAAAAAGUUAGAUAGAAUUACCAAGUUUUGUACUUCUUGGUGGUAUGAGAGAGAGCAGUGUUGAGUGCAAUCAUCCUUACUUUAGAGUAAGAAAGAAAUAGAUGCGGACAAGAUGUUAAUUUGUUUAUUUAUUGAAAAAAUUCAUAGCCCAUUUUUGUAUUAAUCAUCAGUAUUGGAAUGUGGAGAUUGUACAGUUUAACAACACUUAGCAAGAUUGGUGCCUCAAGGUUUUAUAGUAUGCAAGAAUGUGCGUGAGUGUAUUUCAAGAUUUCUUUAUAGCGUGUUAGUGGAGAGGAAGAUUUUCAUUCAUUUGCUAUCAUUCCCUGCUCUUGUCAUGAGCACAAGUGCACAAGUCUCAUUAAUUGUGUAACAAGUGGAGUUAAUAAAUUUUGUAAUAUAUUUAAAA